This is a messenger RNA of Paraphaeosphaeria sporulosa, 2047 nucleotides long. RefSeq names its product NADPH oxidase A. Gene Ontology annotation, molecular function: superoxide-generating NAD(P)H oxidase activity. Gene Ontology annotation, cellular component: NADPH oxidase complex; plasma membrane. Bases 197 to 1846 code for a protein of 549 amino acids. Gene Ontology annotation, biological process: defense response; superoxide anion generation. Lineage: Eukaryota; Fungi; Ascomycota; Dothideomycetes; Pleosporales; Didymosphaeriaceae. The transcript has 4 exons. The record is from RefSeq and is a predicted model, not a curated record.
UCACUUCGUAUCUGGCUGGCCGGUUUGAAGUCGACUGGGUCCCUUACCUCUCCGGUCGACGUUCGCUUUCCUUCUCGUACGCUCUUUAAUAGCUCGUAAUCACCGUUGAACGGCCGGCCCUCUUGGACUGCGAUUGAUGCUCCGCGCUCCGAACUCCACAUAGGAUCAUAUUAUUAUCGACACUUGAAAAGUAAUCAUGGCGGGCGGCGGAUCAGUAUGGCGCGGCUUCUUCACGCCACAGAAGCUGGCGUUCAACUUCUUCUUUUGGGGCUUCCACUGGGCGAUAUUCGGCAUAGGAUGGUGGAAACAGGCAAUUGAGCCUAGACUCGCACCUUUGAACGCCCUGCAGUUUUCCGUGUGGUCCUCUCGCGGUGCAGGGUUGGUGCUGUCGGUCGACACCAUGGUCAUUGUCAUGCCCAUGUGCCGCAACUUGCUACGAAUGAUUCGGCCCAAAGUCCGAUGGCUACCGCUGGACGAGUCCAUGUGGUUCCAUCGACAAGUCGCCUACGCCAUGGUUUUCUUCACAAUUAUCCACACAUCGGCGCAUUAUGUCAAUUUCUUCAAUGUCGAGAGGACACAAGUGCGUCCGGAAAUCGCUCUCCAGAUUCAUUACACCCAGGCUGGUGGAGUUACUGGACACCUCAUGUUGCUCAUGAUGUUGCUCAUCUACACCACCGCCCACCACAGGAUCCGACAGCAGUCGUUCGAGACUUUCUGGUACACCCACCACCUCUUCAUCCCAUUCCUGCUCGGCAUGUACACGCACGCUACUAGCUGCUUCGUGCGCGACACCGCUGCUCCCUUUUCGCCCUUCGACCACGAAGGCUUCUGGACCCACUGCAUUGGUUACGAAGGCUGGCGAUGGGAGCUUGUCGGUGGAGGCCUGUACCUCAUGGACCGCCUGUACCGAGAGAUCCGCUGCAGGAGGCAGACCCAGAUCGUCAAGGUUGUCCGCCACCCAUACGAUGCUGUUGAGAUCCAAUUCACCAAGCCCAGCAUGAAGUACAAGCCCGGACAGUGGCUGUUCCUCAACUGCCCAGAAGUCAGCUACCACCAGUGGCAUCCCUUCACCAUCACCUCCUGCCCUCAGGACCCCUACAUCUCUGUCCAUGUGCGCCAGGUUGGUGACUUCACCCGCGCUCUCGCGGACGCCCUCGGUGCGGGUAUGUCGCAAUCCAAGCUCUACGACGACCUUGACCCGAUGGGCAUGUACGAAAUCGCGCUGCAGCACGGCCAAAAGAUGCCCGCGCUCCGCAUCGACGGCCCUUACGGAGCGCCCGCCGAGGACGUCUUCGAAAACGAAAUCGCCGUGCUCAUCGGUACCGGUAUCGGAGUGACACCCUGGGCGUCCAUCCUCAAAUCCAUCUACCACAUGCGUCUCUCGCCCAACCCUCCCAAGCGCCUUCGCCGCGUCGAAUUCAUCUGGGUCUGCAAGGACACGUCUUCGUUCGAGUGGUUCCAGACGCUGCUCUCCUCGCUCGAAGCACAGUCCAUGGGCGGCAACGAAACCGACCAGUUCCUCCGCAUCCACACAUACCUUACCCAGAAAAUCGACUCAAAUACUGCGCAGAACAUUGUCCUCAACUCCGUCGGCACCGACAAGGAUCCCCUCACCGAGCUCAAGUCAAGGACCAACUUUGGCCGCCCCGACUUCCAGCGCUUGCUGUGCGGCAUGCGCGACGGUAUCAUCGAUCGGACGUACAUUGGCGGGCUGGAGAGCACGCUGAGGACGGAUGUCGGUGUGUACUUCUGCGGCCCGAAUGUUGCGGCGAGGGACAUCAAGCGCGCGUGCAAGGCGGCGAGGUGCCAGGAGGUCAACUUCAAAUUUUGGAAGGAGCAUUUCUAGAUGCGGUGCAUUGUACUUUUUGGAGUCGCGAAUUGGAGAUGGAAUCCAAGGACGACUGGUGGCAGGUGGAAGCGGAAUACCUAUGUCUAUGUCCAUGUCUACGCUGUGGAAAUACCUAUGCUAUGCUUUUCCUUCUCCUCUGCUUGAAAGAGGGUCUUGUAUGUCAAUCAUGUCAAAUCAAACCUUUAUCACCCUCAACCU